Anneissia japonica is the source of this 3904-nucleotide messenger RNA. RefSeq names its product MAD2L1-binding protein-like. Lineage: Eukaryota; Metazoa; Echinodermata; Crinoidea; Comatulida; Comatulidae. The record is from RefSeq and is a predicted model, not a curated record. The transcript has 2 exons. Bases 30 to 815 code for a protein of 261 amino acids. Gene Ontology annotation, biological process: regulation of exit from mitosis. Gene Ontology annotation, cellular component: nucleus.
GGUUGAUCCCAUUCCAGAGAUCAAAGGUUAUGUUUGAAAUGGCAGCGCGAAUUCAGCAUCAGAUGUCUAUAAAAAAAACAUGUUUUGUGAGGUUUCCUGGCCAUGUUGCACCUUACAUUAGAGCAACAUUGCUUAAAGAGAUGAUUAAGUACCUGUUGUACCAUAGUCAUCAAAUACAAAUGCCAUUUGAACAAAUAAAAUUUGACUUCGGAUCAUCAAAGGAUUCUGAUUUCAGCCGGCACCCAGCGAAUGCAGAAAAUGCAAAAAGACUAAUUUCCGGUCUGGAAGAGAUAUUUACGAACAUUGACACUUUAUUUUCCAUGGCUUGCGUUACACGUUUUGCCAUCAUCUUUGGUGCGACGAUUGUAAGUCCCAGAGAAGUUUAUCAUAUGACAAUAACCGAAAGGCAUUUACCUAGUAGUACCAAUAGUGACUCAACAAACUCCAGUUCAACUAAGAAUAUCCUCCGAACUAAGACCUGCGUGCGUACAUUGAUGAAGGAACUUGUAACCUCUGACGCUUUGUUAUCAAGCAAGAAACCAUCUGAAAAAAUUCCACCACCUACAAAGAUGUUUCUUCUUAUCUAUGCGCAUAGGAACUCGGGCAUUCAGUGGUUUGUUCCGAUCAAUUUUACGAGUCCUAGGAGAGGGGAGCAGUUUUGGAUCAAGGUAGAACAUGGGGAGAGUUCAGAAACCGAUGGGGUCGAUGCCCAAGACAGUCUUGAAGAUGAUGACUGGAUUUGGUUUAAAGCACCGGUUGAUGUCAAGGGAUUUCUAGAAAAAGCAACAAACUUGUCAAAGGGUUUUCAGUUAUGAUGAAUGUAAAUUAUUUGUAUUAUUUUUUAAAAUUAUCUUCACUAAAGUUAUUUACCAAAUCAUACCGUAAAACCGUGAAAGCCCCGGGCUUUUUUUUUUUUUUGUGAACUUUGGAUUUUCAAGAUGGCUUUUUUUUCGAAAUGGGCUUCUUUUCGAGGCUACUUUUGCAAAGUAAACAGGGGAGCUUCUUUUUAAAAUGAAUGCUGUCAUUUUUGGGAAUUACUACUAUAAAACAAUAAAUAGGGCCACUGUGAGUCUGUACUGUGUCAUGAGAGGGUAUUAACCGGCAUUAAGCUACUGUACCUACUGUAUAAACCAUGUUUUUAAUUUAUAUUGUUCCUUUGAAAUUGAUGUACAGUAUAUGUACUGUACUAUCUCGAAAAUAAGCCCAUGGGCUUCUUAUUGAGAUGAGCUUCUUUUCAAGGGUAGAUUUGCAAACUAAAGAGGGGGCUUUAAUUCAAGAUGUGCUUCUUCUCAGGGUUUUACGGUAAUGUUAAUACAUAAUAGUAAUCAGCAUUUUAAAUAUUUUACUUCAAAUACUGUGCAUUUAGAAAUAUUUUACUUACUUUAAUACUUAGUAUCUGAAAAUACUUUACUGUCUUAUCUGGAAAUACUGUACUGUACUGUACUGUAUCGUCAAAUAAUGUGAAAGUUGUACUGUACUGCAUUUAGAAAUAUUAGUACUUCAUUGAGUAUCUGAUAAUACUUUUAACUACACUAUCUGGAAAUAUUGUAAAGUAUCUGGAUCUAAUAUUGUACAGUAUCUGGAAAUACUAUACUGUACCGUUAUUGAAACGUUUAUGUAAGUUUCUAUUUUAUCUGGAAUAUUUUACUGUAUUUUAUCUAAAAAACUGUACUUUACCAAAUCUGAAAAAUAGACAUACAGUACAGUACUUGUGAAUUAUUUGCUCUGUAUCUGGAUUGUGCUGUACUACAGUAUGUCUGGGAGUAAUGUAUUGUGAAAAUAUUGUACUGUAUGUUGUAUUCAGGAAUAAUUGAACUGCAAUAUUUUAGCUUCCUCAAGAACGUUUGCCUUACAAUAAAAUACAAGAAACGCUGAAUGUAUCUUUAUUUAUACAUAAUGCGAUUAUCUGAUAAUGAAUGAUAUUUUCAGAAUUUGGUUAAAUAUUUUUUGAAUACUUUUGGAAAGUGAUUGAUAUUUAUUUUAUAUUGGUUUUUUUUUUUCAAUAUUUUAUGCAAUUUUUUAAAAAUAAGUUAUUUGGACUAAUAUACAUUUUAUUAUUAAAUUAUCAAUAGUUUUAAUAUUACUGUAGAUUUAUUUUAUGAAUACCUACAGUACAGAACUACAUACAUUUUCUGUUGUAGAGGUUUUUGCAGUGUGACCAUCUUCUAUGCUUCCUAAUUUAUUAUUGUUAUUAUUGUAAUAUUUUGCUGUUUAUUGAAUCGCUGUGUCUUUAUUAUUGUUAAUCUUAGAUAAAAUUGCUGCAGAUUCUUUAGUUCAUAAUGAAAUUGAUAAUAGCACCUUAAAUUUAGUUACAUUUUUUCAUUAUUUAGUGUGCUUUUAAGAUGCUGAAUUUAAUUUUAGAAUAAUCAAUUGAUUUUACUACAAAUGAGUCAACUUACAAGAUUUAAAUCUUGCUUUGCUGUUUUAACUGUACUGUGUUUAAUUUCAUCUUAUGCCAUUUUUUCUCCUUUUGUAUUGUUUUCUGACAUGAUUGCCUCCACUAAUAGCCAUUUCAGUUUGUUCUGACACAACAUUUCACAUUUUGUCCAACUUGUUUCUCUCCACCCUCUAGUAUGGUACCAUUUGUUCUGACUUGUCACUAUCCACUCCAUUCUGGUGUAGUCCUUUGUUGUGCUGUUUGUUCUUAAACAUGAUCCUCUCCAUUACGUUGUGCCAUUCUUAUUCUAACAUGAUCCUUUCCAUUACGGAUCAGCAUCGAAUUCCAUGCCCUGUAGUAUACACCACACUCGGCCCAUGUUUUCAUUAAAUACGGCAAUAAGCCGAAACACCAAUGGGUAUGAACAGCAUAUGAUGUGGCCACUUUAAAGACCUAGCCCAAAGGUUGCGCCAGUACUUGCCAAAUGGAGGUCCCAUUUUCCCGAUGAGAUCGUAAGUGGGCGUAAUUAGUGGCUGCCCAGAACCACUGUUUCCACAACAUGAUGCGCUCUAAUGUGAUACACGCUCUGUACACUUUAUUGUGUCAUUUGCCGUGGACAGAAUGGUAUAGUGUUUGUCGAUUUUUAAAGUCUUGAUUUAAGCCUUGGUUUACUUUUCUCUAUUGCGAUUUUGGUGGGAUGCUAUCUUGCAGCUUACUACAGUAUACAGUUAAUUUCGUACUACAGUUUAAUAGCCACAGUUAAGCUUGGUUUUCAUACAAUCACUACACGCUAUCACCGACAGCUUUCGGUGAUGCUGAUUGGUUAGUCGAAUGGGGGUGGGGGUACUGCCAAGCAGUACAACGAAUUUCACUGAAAACACUAAGCUACAGUUGAGCGAGUUUAAGGAAACCAGUCUUAAACCUAAUUCUUUAUUUGAUUUACAGCAAUUUUUUUAUGACCACUUUAUAUGAAACUUUUUUAAAUAGUUUCUUCUGAGUUGGAUCAAUGUUGAAUUCCAUUGUCCCGUCUAAGUGUCCAGAAUUCGCUGUUACUGUAUUGAAAAAUAUUCCUAGUGUAAGCAUUAUUGAAACAAUCAUGACUUGAUUCAUGUUUUACGAAUAAUCUCAUAUUUUUGAGUGCUAUUUUUAUCUUUACUUAAUGCAUGAACUGCCUAGUAAAGCAUUGAACACACUGCUCCCGACGAUCAUUGCCCAUCGCGAUGUCGUUCGCCGCCGGCAGUUGUACACCCGGCUUUACAUUUUCUCAAUAGGCCUAUCAUUUUUACACUCCAGCAGGCUACAUUAUUGUGUACAGUUUUAGCCAACACUUCAGUCCAGUUGAUGGGUUCUGUUUUUAUAUGAGUGUUGUCUUGGUUUCUUUUAUACACUAAAGUUGAGUUCUGUAAAUUUCUUUUGGUUUUAAUGUUGUCUUGUUUGAGUGAAAAUUACAUAAAUGUUGGCUGAAUUCGGUUUUUUUUUUUAGUGGAGAGUACUGAAUAAAAGUGUAUCAAUUUGUAACAUGUUUUA